Molecule: messenger RNA, 929 nt
Organism: Chara braunii
Lineage: Eukaryota; Viridiplantae; Streptophyta; Charophyceae; Charales; Characeae
Source: the annotation of a GenBank genome assembly
GGACCUGGUGGAAGGUUCCUGUCCGCAGGGUGGCAACGCAGAUGGGUGUCGUUCGACGCCUUCCUUUCCUCGAGGUGCGGGAUCAUCUGGCGACAAGGCGAGAACAAUGUUGCCCCCUCCUUUGGCAAUGCCUUCGCCUGCACCACGACAGAGGGUGGCCGCACCGGCGGCAAACACAAGCAGCACAAGAGUGGAAGAAAGUGGUAGGCAGGUAUGGGAGUCCUAUCGGCAACAGAUGCACCGACUGAGCACAGAGAACAAAACGAACGAGGUGCCGAGGAUGCGUGUGGGAAGUGACGGUGAUGCGAGCGACUCCCAGAGGGCGAGUGGUGAUGAAUCUCCAGAUGUUCUUUGGGAAGACGAAGCAGAAGAUGCCGAUGAGUUGGAGAUUCGACCCAUGGCUGUGCGUGGUAGAGGAAGGGGCGGAGGCAGGCAUCAACAUAAGGUUGUUUCCCAUGCUGGUCAUGAAUCGAAGGGUUUUGUAGGCGAGAAGGGUGACAAACAUCCGACAUGGAGUGUUGAGAAGAUGCUCAAACUCACCCGGGCAAUGCGGGAUCAACAAGCUCAUUUUGCUGGAAUGCCGCACAACUACGGGCGGAUGCGGAAUAAGGAAUCAAAGCAGCAGGACCUGCACAAGCGUUUGGUGGAGGUGGGCGUGAAUAAGACGACUGACAACAUCGAUAAGAAGUGGGAUAACCUCUUCCAGCAAUACAAGAAGGUGCAACGAUACCAGAACACCUCCGGGGCGAAGAACUUCUUCAACUUAUGCGCGUUGAGAACUGAAGAGGGCUUCGACUUCCGAAUGAACGAGCGGGUGUACCUUGAGAUCGACAACAUGUCCAAGGCCAAUAAGACCAUCUACCCGGACAACCUCGCCAACACGAGCAGCUGCUGCGGAGUGUAGAUUUCACGUGCGCCAUCCGUUGCUG